AUGGCAGGAGCUUUAAGUUUUAUUCUUGCUUUCCAAUAUUUCCUCUUGACCUUCUUCCACUACUCAUCAAUUGCAGCUAAUGCUAAUUACAAUCUCCAAAGUUUGGGAGCAAAAUCUGAUGGAAAAACUGAUUGUAGCAAGGCAUUCUUGAGUGCAUGGACUUCAGCAUGUGCUUCUACACAGCCAGCCACCAUUUUCGUGCCACCAGGAAGAUACUUACUUGGAGCUGCAACUUUUGCCGGCAAGUCAUGCAAAAACACUGCUAUAACGAUUGAAAUUGAUGGGACACUAGUAGCUCCAUCUGAUUUUAAUGUUAUUGGAAAUUCUGGUAACUGGAUCAAGUUCGAAAGUGUGACCAGAGUUUCUGUUAUUGGUGGAACCCUAGAUGGCCAAGGGACUAAAUUAUGGGCUUGCAAAAAUUCCGGCAAGAGUUGUCCAACCAGAGCAACGACACUGGCCUUCUACAAUUCCAACAACAUCAUAAUGAAUGGAUUAUCUUCAAUAAAUAGCCAGAAGUUCAACAUUCUUGUUGAUGGAUGCCACAAUACCAAGCUAGUGGGAAUAAAGGUUUCUGCACCAGGCAACAACCCAAACACUGACGGAAUUCACGUGGAGAAAUCAACAGGAGUCACAAUUAUGAACUCUCGGAUUGGCACCGGAGAUGAUUGUGUCUCUAUAGGCCCCGGCACCUCGAACUUGUCGAUUGAGAACAUCGCAUGCGGCCCUGGCCAUGGAAUUAGUUGCCCGGAAGCAGGCACUCCUGCCAUGUUCGACAGCAGCAGCGUGCGGCGCUGCUGCGCACACAGCUACAGUAAGCAGCCGGUGCUGCCCACGCCACAAGCAGUUGGCACCGCUGGCACUGCCGCUGCGGCAGCGUUGGUGCCGGCUUAG
Olea europaea var. sylvestris is the source of this 891-nucleotide messenger RNA. Its product is annotated as polygalacturonase-like. Gene Ontology annotation, biological process: carbohydrate metabolic process. NCBI's taxonomy places the organism in Eukaryota, Viridiplantae, Streptophyta, Magnoliopsida, Lamiales, Oleaceae. The transcript is spliced from 3 exons. Bases 1 to 891 code for a protein of 296 amino acids. The record is from RefSeq and is a predicted model, not a curated record. Gene Ontology annotation, molecular function: polygalacturonase activity.